Messenger RNA from Lontra canadensis (Northern American river otter), 1014 nucleotides. RefSeq names its product chloride intracellular channel protein 5. The record is from RefSeq and is a predicted model, not a curated record. The coding region runs from base 139 to 897 and encodes 252 amino acids. Lineage: Eukaryota; Metazoa; Chordata; Mammalia; Carnivora; Mustelidae. The transcript is spliced from 6 exons.
AAAAAAAAAAAAAAUAAUAAUAAUAAUAAGCGCCGCUCUCAAGAAGGGCCCCGCAGAGCAGGAGCGCAGAGGGCUGGCCCGGGCGCCGCAGAGGUGGCGCCUCCUCGGCCCGGGACGCUGGCCCCGGGCGCCGAAGGCAUGACGGACUCGGCGACAGCUAACGGGGACGACAGGGACCCCGAGAUCGAACUCUUCGUGAAGGCUGGAAUCGAUGGGGAAAGCAUUGGCAACUGUCCCUUCUCUCAGCGUCUCUUUAUGAUCCUCUGGCUGAAAGGCGUUGUGUUCAAUGUCACCACUGUGGAUCUGAAAAGAAAGCCGGCCGACCUGCACAACCUUGCCCCUGGCACCCAUCCGCCCUUCCUGACCUUCAACGGGGAUGUGAAGACAGACGUCAAUAAGAUUGAGGAAUUCCUGGAGGAGACUUUGGCUCCUGAAAAGUACCCUAAACUGGCUGCGAAACACCGGGAGUCCAAUACGGCCGGCAUUGACAUUUUCUCUAAGUUCUCCGCCUACAUCAAAAACACAAAGCAGCAGAACAAUGCUGCCCUUGAGAGAGGCCUGACCAAGGCACUGAAGAAACUGGACGAUUACCUGAACAACCCUCUCCCAGAGGAGAUCGACGCCAACACUUGUGGAGACGAAGACAAGAGGUCCCGACGCAAAUUCCUAGAUGGAGACGAGCUGACCCUGGCCGACUGCAAUCUGUUGCCCAAACUCCAUGUGGUCAAGAUUGUGGCCAAGAAGUACCGGAACUAUGACUUCCCGGCCGAGAUGACGGGCCUGUGGCGGUACCUGAAGAACGCCUACGCGCGGGAUGAGUUCACCAACACCUGCGCUGCUGACCAGGAGAUCGAGUCUGCCUAUGCCGACGUCGCCAAGCGCCUCAGCCGGUCCUGAGCUCGGCCGCCUCGCCCUGCCACUGGUAGCACAAGGACUCCGCUUCUCCCAAACCAACUCCAGCCUCACUGACUCCCCUUCCGCAUUGCCUCGGGAAACAUCGUUUGGUCGCUGGCC